AUGCCUCAUUCGCCUACAAACUCUCGCUCGUCGGCAGGCUCACCUGUCAGGGUCAGUUGGCGCUCACCUCAUCUUGCACCCAUGACUGACGAGGAGCAAACGCAGGUGCAGGACGCUUUAAUGGCUACAUUUGAUAGUUGGCUGGGAGCAUUCACGCUCGAGCAACUACGGCCGUUUGGACAGGUGCCCGAGACGGAAGAGUUUAGCAGACGCAACUCGCUCGAGAUGCGUGCCUUGGUCCACCUCAAACGUGAAGCUGUUUCAUUCCCUGUCAACAACAAGGGCAUGCUCGCACACACCGAAGUCGUACUCAUGGCCUUUGAGCCACCGCAAGACAUUGGCGGCGUCAAUUUCGUGAUCAGCAUCCCUGAGAGGUGGUGGAAUGAACGCAGGUUGAGUCCAGAGGACGUUAGGAGUGCAUUACGUGGCGAGGUGGAAGCGCGCCUGCAAGGACGAGACCAGGAAGAAGUGUUCCCCCGGAAAUAUGCGGACGAGUUGCGAACGGAUUUGGAAGAGUGCAUCCGAACGAUGCCCGCAACGACGUUUGACUUCCGACCGGCAUUUGUCACUGCAGACCAGAUGGGCAAGACGAGCGGCACCUUGGAAGACCAUGGAGAAUGGCAGAUCGCAUAUAAAAUUCGUGAUGACAGUAGUGUCCGAAUUAGUCUACGACGGGUAGACGUCGCGACGGAUCUUCUAGUACCCGUAGAGGUGCUAAAACAGUCUCCCGGUGCCGUCCAAGACUGGGUGCUACUCGAGGUGUGCCUAUGA
Serendipita indica DSM 11827 is the source of this 771-nucleotide messenger RNA. Lineage: Eukaryota; Fungi; Basidiomycota; Agaricomycetes; Sebacinales; Serendipitaceae. The record is from the annotation of a GenBank genome assembly.